AUGUUUGCCGCCGUCAUGAAACUUGUGUCAUUCCUCAUCCUUUCUGCUGCAAUUUGCCAUGCGCAGAACGGCAGCCUACCGAAUGACUACAACUCGGUGUCUACUGACGGACUCAUCAGCAACAGUUCCAGGUACAACACCAUACUGCGUGUCGACAAUGGCACAUAUGGGCCCCAACUGGAGGAGGUCCAUUACUUCUACAAGUACUGGCCAGUCGGUAUCGCUGUCUCCAGUCAAGGACGGAUAUUCGUAACUUAUACUCGUGGCGAAUACGACUACACGCUCGCCGAAGUCGCCAAUAAGACCUCGGAGCGUCCCUACCCCUCCCAAGACAUACAACUCGCUCCUGAUCAACUCAAUACUACUUUCAAUGGUAUCCCAUUCGGCUCCGACAACGCCUCCGCCCUCAAUUCUGUUCAAGCACUACAUAUAACCCCGGCCUCAUCCACCCGUCCCGAGACUCUCUGGCUUAUCGACACCGGUCGUCCCACGAUUCAAGACUCCACCGGCUCCUACACCAUGCCCUACGCCCAACCCGGCGGCCCGAAGCUAAUCGGCAUCUCUCUCGACAACGACACCAUCACCGACACCUACACCUUCCCUCCGGACGUCCACUUCCCCGACAGCUACCUGAACGACCUCCGCUUCGACCUCCGCCCCACGAUCAAUGCCGCCUACCUGGUCGACUCCAGCAACGAAGGCCGCCCGGGCUUCAUAAUGGUAAACCUCACGACCGGCGACUCCUGGCGCCGCCUCUCCUACCACCCCUCCGUGCUAGUCGACUACAACGCCCUCCCCGUCUAUCAAGGCCACCCCUGGUACUACCGCAAUCCUAACCAACCCCGCUCCUUCUUCCGCGAGGGCCUAGACGGCAUCCAGAUCUCCCCCGACGGCGCCUACAUCUACUACUCGCCGCUCUCGAGCCAGAACCUGUACCGCGUGCCCACAGCGAACCUGCUGGCUCCCACCUCGGAUCCGCUGAGCGAGCAGGCCGCCAGCAACAACGUGAGCUGGCUGGGCCAGCGGGGCGGGCCGGCGAAUGGCUUUGAGGGAGAUACCAAUGGGCGCAUAUACAUGUGUAUGCCGACGCAGAAUGCCGUGUUUUACUGGGAUGAGCGGGAUUUGGGCGUGCAUGCCUUUGUGAGGGAUCCGAGAAUCAUAUGGCCGGACGGGGCGAGUAUCGGCCAAGAUGGGUAUAUUUACGUGAUUGUUAACCAGCUGCCCUAUAUGGACACGUGGAACAACGGAGUCAAUGCGCGACAAUAUCCCGGUACCAUAUUGAGAGCGAGGCUGCCGGACGGCGGGAGUAAGAUCACAGGGCUGGUUUGA
Messenger RNA from Cyphellophora europaea CBS 101466, 1329 nucleotides. RefSeq lists its product as uncharacterized. The transcript is spliced from 2 exons. The coding region runs from base 1 to 1329 and encodes 442 amino acids. Lineage: Eukaryota; Fungi; Ascomycota; Eurotiomycetes; Chaetothyriales; Cyphellophoraceae. The record is from RefSeq and is a predicted model, not a curated record.